ACGGAUGAUCCGAAAUAUUUCUUUAAGGAACAUUUGUUUAUUUUUUACUAUCGUUAUAUAAGGAUAAUUUAUAUACAUAUGUUUAUGUAUAUAAAAAAUUAUGUCAAUGAAACUUAUUGUAAUGCUAAAUUAUUGUGCAUCAAAUGCUUAUUCUUACUUUCCUUAGCUGACAUUAAUUCAAACAACACCUACGUAAAGUUAAAAUUAAGUAAAAUUAAUUGUCUAAUUUUUUUUAGUAUUAAAAUUAUUACACCAUUAGUUUUUCACGGUGUAUAUUGGAAACUUAAUUAGCAAAUUUUCCAAUUAAAAUGGAAAAUAAAACAUCAAAUAUGUCUAAAAAGCCACGUAGAAGAAGAAAUAUAAAUAAAUAUACUACAAAUAUUGGUUCUCAAAAUUUAAAAACUCAAUCUUUAAUGAAUGAUAUUGCUAUUGAUGAUGGUAUCAAAACAGAAUUGAGUGAACAAUACAAAAUAUUAGUACCAAUUAAAAAACAGAAAAUUCGUGAGUACGUAACAUCAAAUGAUGAAGAGCCAACGUCUUCACCUACUUGUUCUCAAACAGAUUAUCAAAAACCUGUUAAAGUAAAAUCUAGGUGGACACAAUCAUGCCAAAUGGAAAUGCUGAUGGAAGAAUCACAAUCUUCAUUUGAAAUGUCUGAUACAGUUAUUGAUAACUCUACUGAUGAUUUCAAUGAAAAUAUUGAAUGUAAUGAAGUGUUUAGAUCUACAGAAGUACGAAGAAGCUCUCGUAGGUCUGGAAACACUAGAACUGAUUAUAGACAGUUGUUAGGAUUAAAAAAAAAUAAAGACAAAAAAGUGAAUACUCCCAAAUCCUUUAAUUUAAGGAGAGGAAGAAAAAAAAAACAUUCGAUAGAUUUACUUAAAAAAGAAAAUCAUGUCAAAGAUACAAGUACCUCUUGUGUAAGAGUUCAUGAUGAUAGUGUUUUGCAAAAAUCUUCUGUGGAUUGGAACAUAAUAACUGUAUGGGGUUCAUCUCGCAGCGUUGAUAUAGAAUUAUCCCAUAAAUCAAUUCGUAGAAAUUCUUUGUCGUGGAAUUUCAAAUUUAUAGAUACGAAUGUGGUAGAAUUACCAAAAGUGUAUAAUGAAGAUACCAAUCAAAUAUUGAAUAAAAAUACAAAAAUUUUAAAUUUACAUAAAAAUAUAUCUGAGAGUGCUACAACUAUUAACAAAAUUAUGUUAUGUAAAAGUAAUAACUUAGUUGAUAACCACAAAUCUGAAAUUAAUAAUGAAUUCAAUAUGUGUAAUAUCUUAAAUAGUAACAUUGUGUUAAGUAAAAAUACAGAAGAAAUUAUACCCCAUGUCACCCUUGAUACAAAAAUGUACGAAUCAUUAAUAAAUUCAAUAGGACAGCAGACCAAUAGUUUAAUAAGUUCAUCAAAUAUAAAAAAAUUAUCACAAAGAAAAAAUGAUACUAUAACAGAAACUAAUAAUUUUGUCAAUAAAAACUAUAAAUUGGAUUUAAAAACACAUAAAUAUUUUACUAUAAUAAAAGAUGAAUUAUUUCAAUCUAAUUUCAAUCCUCAUAAUUUAAGAUCAAAAAGUGUAGAUUCGGUAUUAGAUAAAGUGAAAACUAACAAUUUUAAUGUUCUUAAACGCUAUAAAAGUUGUGAUAAUUUUGAAGUAAAUCAUAGUUGUUCCAAAAUGAUUAUUUCAUUACCUAGUCAAGUUAAAUCUCCAACAAAAAAUAGAAGGCAAUCAAAAAGGAUAAAGCCAAAAAAUAAUUUUAUAGAUUUAUUGGAUGAUAUUAAAGUUCCUGAUGUUAAUUAUAAUAAAGUAGCUAUUGAAAUUAGCAAAGAGCAUGAGCAACAGUUAUUAAAAGCUAAAUGUAAUGAUCAAGAAUUUAAUGAAGCUCUUAAGUCGGUUAACUUUACAUUGAUUAAUGAAAAUAUGUAUAGACCUGAUAGACAAUCUAUGAAGUCUUACUCAAGUACAGAAAUAUCUAGGCUACGUAAACUUAAACAGAGGACUAUUUCUGGUGAUAUUAAUGUUUUUUGUGAAUGCACUCUAACAAAAGAAGAUAUUGUAAAGGGAAAAAUUGGAUGUGGUGAUCAAUGUCUUAAUCGAUUACUUAAAAUUGAAUGUGGAUCCAGUUGUUCACUUAAACGAUAUUGUUCAAACAAGCAAUUCCAAAAUAAACAAUUUAAAAAAACUAAACUUUUCAAAACUGAUAAUAAAGGUUAUGGAAUUUGUGCUCUUGAAGAUAUUCCGAAAGGCGUGUUAAUCUAUGAGUAUGUUGGAGAAGUAAUUGAUUAUAAUGAAAUGUGUAAUAGACUAAAAAAAAAGAUCUAUAAGAACCUUAAUUAUAUGGUUCAAUUAAAUUCUGAUGAAAUUAUCGAUUCUACUUCUAAAGGAAAUGUUACAAGAUUCAUUAACCAUAGCUGUGAUCCUAAUUCAGUUGGUGAAAAAUGGCAUGUUUUGGGUCAGUCACGUAUGGGAUUUUUCAGUACUAGACCUAUUAUGAAAGGUGAAGAGAUAACAUUUGAUUAUAGUUUUCAAGUAUUUGGUGAUGGUGCUCAAAUUUGUUAUUGUGGCUCUAGUAAAUGUCGAGGCUACAUCAGUAAAGCAUCCCAAAUUACUGAUAUUAGUAGUUCUGAUGAUAGUGAUAUCACAGAUGAAAAUAAUUUACCUCAGAAAUCAGAUAAAUAUAUGAAAAGAAAGAGGAUGGUUAAGAAAAGAAUUGUUCUUAAUGAGAAAAACAAUUUAAGAGAAUUGGGUCGUCAGCUUACUGAAAUAAGCAAACUGAAGACUGGUUUUAAGGCUGAUCAAGAAAUGGCUACAUUAAACUUAAAUAGACUUAUGGUUCACAUAUCUGAUUCUGUCAGUCGUUUGCAUAUUUUAAAUUUUAUAAGAGAACACGACAUGAAUCAUAAACGGUUAUUUAUGGAUUUCAAUGGACUUAGUAUAAUCCAUAAUUGGAUGACAUCAAAUGAUAACAAAGAACUUAAAAUCAUGAUUUUAGAAAUGUUAGCUGAGUUACCUAUUAUGAAUAGAAAUACUAUUACUAAAUCAAAAGUGUUAGAUGUUGUUGCUGAAUGGGCUCAAAUUCCUUUUGAUGCUAAAUCAAAAAUUGAAAAUUUAGAGUAUACUUCCCAUGAAUCAGACAAACAUUGCCAAGAAAUAGAAAAUAUAUUACCAAGUUACCCUAACAGUAAUGAUGAAGCCGUAAAUUUUGUUGAAAAGGCUCGUUCAUUAUGGAAAAAAUGGAUAGUUCUAAAAAUAGUUUUUAAAAUACCGAAAAAAUUAGAGCAACAAAAAUUAGAAAUUCCAGAAAGAGUUUUGCAUAACAUCAAUGAUGAUUAUGAUCAUACAGUUCAUAGUAUAGAAAUAUUGGAGCGAAAGAUGUCGAAAAUUCCUUACAAAACUAAUAGCAAAAUAAAUAAUAAAAUCCGGCCAACUACCAAUUUGGUAUAUAUGGAUCGUAUAAAAAUAAGAAAAGAGUAUGAACAAAAAAUUGAAUUGGAAAGAAAAAAAAAUUUUAGAAAGAAGGUAUUAGAUAAUUGGAUGGAUAAUAAGGAAUGUAUUAUGAAAAUAACACAAAAUGGUAUAGUUCAACGUCAUCAAGAACCUAUGCAUUCACCAAGUUAUAUCACACCUCAUAUACUUAAUAAUAAUGAUGUAAGAAAAACAAGAUGGGACAAUCAACCUACCAUUAUUGUACAACCUACAAAUAUAAGUAAUACUAUUCACCAAAAUAUUCAAAGUUUAAAUGCUUUACCACCAGAAACUUUAUUACAGUCCAAACUUGUAAGCAGAUCACCAUACUUACCAAUUCAUCAACUACACUCAAAUUGCCAACUUGACUUUCCAUUGACACACAACCCAUUACAACCAUCCCCUUCACCUUUAUUUAAUUCAUCAAUACUAGUACAACCUUUUUCAAAAAAAUUACCUACAUCUUUAGUAAAUAUUGCACAAAAUGAUUUUGAUUCUGAAAAAUCUCUAGUGUCUCCCACUAAAUUAAUUUUGAAUUCUCUGAAUAGUAAUGUACAUCACUUUAUGCAAAAUAGUUUACUUAAAAAUAAUCAAUCCAGUCAAGUCUCAAGUUCUAAUCAAAUAGAUGAAAUUUUAAAAAAUAUAAAAGCUGUAAAAUCUGGUGUAGAUUUAUUAGCAAGAAUUAGAGUAAUUAGUAAAUCUUUUAAAAAACAACCCUCUAAACUGUUAAAAAUAAAAAAUUCAGUUCAAUCAAAGUUUCCACAACCACCUUUAAAUUUAUCUGAUGUUUCAUUGUUUUCAAUAACUGGAGAAAAUAAAAAAGUAGUUUUUUAUAAUAAAGAAGCAAAUAUAGCAUCUAACUCAUUGUGCUCCAAUUUAUUACAAUUUCCUACUAAAUUUUGUUUGAACUAUAAGAAUAAAUUUUCUACGGCAAUAUUAAACUCUCUAUUGAGUAAAACAAAAGAUGAAAACAAAUUUUCUGUGCCAAAAACUUUUAUUAUUCAAAAUAUGAAUUCUGAAGUACUAACUUGCAAUAAAGUUAAUAAAGAAAUUGAACUACAUAAAAAAUUGAAGUUUAAAAAAUACCGAAAAGUAGUUGGAUACUUGAAAACUCAAAAUAGUGUAUUACCAGUUUUCAAAAAGAAAAUAGGACUGAGGCUUAAAGGAAUUAAAGGUAUUCACUAUAAAAUUCCAGCAACUAAAAGAAAUAUGGUGCGCAAAGGAAAUAUUCAUCGUUUAGCUCUAAAAAAUUGUAUUAUUAAAACCAAAUCUGCUUUAAAAAAACAUACAAAUGUGAAUGUAGAUGAUCCUUUAAAAAAAACAAAAGAGAAAAGAGUCACAUUUUUGAUUGAAGGAGAAUCUGAUAAUUCAACAAGUGUUGAUGUUCGGCCAAUAAACUUAAAUCAAAUCACUUCCAAACAAAAACCAUUAAUGAAAUGUCACCCUUUUGAAAUUCGUAAAGAAUUUAAUAUAAGUAGUUCUACAUUACAACCAUCAACAUCUUCUGAAGAUACUGAACCACAAAUUUCUUCUAAUCAGAUUAAUGAUAGUGAUUCUAUGAUUUCACCAAUUGUUUCAAAACUUAAAUUGUUAAGAAAUAGAAAAAUGAAAAACUUACGAAAUAAAUCUAAUAGCUUGGAACAGUUACCAGUUAAAAGGAAACAUAAAAUACCAGUUAGUAUGAUGUCUUUUUCUACAGAUGUGUUAAAACUCAUUCCAGAUAGUCGCAAAGAAAUGAAAAAAAUAAUGGACUACCAUAACUCAAUGGCUACAAUCAUUGUGAAGACUUUAGGAUGUUAUGCUAAAAAAACUUGUCAACAAGGUCGUAUUAGAAGUGACGAAGAUUUCAAAUUUCUAGCUAAAAAGAUUAAUGAGAAUAUUUUAUUAAAAGAGCUACAAUUAAAAAAAGCUGAUAAAUUGAAAAUAAGUAACAAUACAAAAGAAAAAGUAGCAGACUAUAUUAAAAAAUAUAUGUCUAGAUUUGGAGAAGUCUAUAAAAGGAAAAAAAUUGAUUAUAGUGGCCUACAAAAACAAAACAAUUUAUCUGACAAGUAACAAAGUGGUGUUUCCUAUGUAAUUUUAAGAACAUAUGUAUGAACUAAUGUUUAAGAGUUUUUAUUUUUAUAUUUUUAAUGUGAUCUGUUGUAAAGUAUUUUUAAGGAUAAGGUUUUUAGCAUUAAUUUUUAUUUUGAGUUAUAUCUGACUGAUUAGUUACUUAUUUUUUACAUUUAAAGGUAAAAUAUUAUUAUUUAGUAUAUAUAUUUUGUAAAUCCUAGAAAAACUAAACAUUUAUGAAAAAUGUAUUGUUUUUUUUUUUACUUGUUGUUAAUUUUAUUUGCCUUGUACUGAGAUCAAAAGAAUAUUAAAGUAAUAUAAAACUAUGCCAAAUGGUAUAAUACAAUAAAUUUA
Messenger RNA from Daktulosphaira vitifoliae (grape phylloxera), 5861 nucleotides. RefSeq lists its product as uncharacterized. Gene Ontology annotation, molecular function: protein binding; histone H3K36 methyltransferase activity. Bases 309 to 5507 code for a protein of 1732 amino acids. NCBI's taxonomy places the organism in Eukaryota, Metazoa, Arthropoda, Insecta, Hemiptera, Phylloxeridae. Gene Ontology annotation, cellular component: chromosome; nucleus. The record is from RefSeq and is a predicted model, not a curated record. Gene Ontology annotation, biological process: regulation of DNA-templated transcription. The transcript is spliced from 16 exons.